Ochotona princeps (American pika) is the source of this 2202-nucleotide messenger RNA. It is a transcript of the gene KCNG1, whose product is annotated as potassium voltage-gated channel modifier subfamily G member 1. The transcript has 3 exons. Bases 652 to 2190 code for a protein of 512 amino acids. Gene Ontology annotation, biological process: potassium ion transmembrane transport; protein homooligomerization; regulation of delayed rectifier potassium channel activity. Gene Ontology annotation, molecular function: delayed rectifier potassium channel activity; protein binding. NCBI's taxonomy places the organism in Eukaryota, Metazoa, Chordata, Mammalia, Lagomorpha, Ochotonidae. The record is from RefSeq and is a predicted model, not a curated record. Gene Ontology annotation, cellular component: membrane; voltage-gated potassium channel complex.
GGGUUUUCCUGCGAAAGCCCCUGUCAAAACCCUGUCUCGCAUCCCUACGGGGGUGGGGUGGGGUGCCCCUGCUCCUGUCCGCAGCUCAGAGUGACCCCAUGGCAUUGGGACCAGGUUUACCUGGGACAGCCGGGCCGUGUGGAUGACCCCUUGCUUCCAGCAGGGACUGACAGGAGAGUGAUGGUUAUAUUCUAAAGCAAAGCACCAGACCCUCACUGAUUCCACCUGUAUCAGCUUGAUGCCAAAGAAACAGCCUGCAGGACCCACGGGGCCACGAAGGGAAGUAGAGUCAGCGUGAGGAGGGCGAUAGGAAAGGCUGGGGGCUGUGGUGGGCCGGAGGACAACCGUUUCUCAGAAGGAAUUUGAGCCACGCGUUGCCAGAUAUUCUGAAUUUUUAAGAAAAGCCAAAAAUAGGGAUUUAGUUUUUUUUUUUACAUGGAGUUUCUCAAUUUUUGAAAGCGUCUCUGAGCCAAGCAAAAUAUUUGCUGGAUUUGCGGUGGAACCAGACGCAGGCCCUGAGUCGGUGAGGAGGAGGAGAACUCGUUCCGGUCGCGCUAAUCCUCUGCUCUGAGAGCUGGGUGGCACGGAGUCCUGGGAGCACAGGGACUUGGGCACACUCUCCUCUGUCCCAGGGGGAUGUGAAGGCCCAAGAUGACCCUUUUACCGGGAGACAACUCCGACUACGACUACAGCGCCCUGAGCUGCACCUCGGAAGCCUCCUUUCACCCUGCCUUCUUCCCGCAGGGCCAGUCCAUCAAGGGAGUGUUCUACCGCCGGGCGCAGCGCCUGCGGCCCCAGGACGACCCCCGCCAGGUCAGCCCGCCCGGCGGGGACCGGCGGCGGCAGAUCAUCAUCAAUGUUGGGGGCAUCAAGUACUCGCUGCCCUGGACCACACUGGACGAGUUCCCGCUGACGCGGCUGGGCCAGCUCAAGGCCUGCACCAACUUCGACGACAUCCUCAAUGUGUGCGAUGACUACGAUGUGACCUGCAACGAGUUCUUCUUCGACCGCAACCCGGGGGCCUUCGGCACCAUCCUCACCUUCCUGCGGGCCGGCAAGCUGCGGCUGCUGCGCGAGAUGUGCGCGCUGUCCUUCCAGGAGGAGCUGCUCUACUGGGGCAUCGCCGAGGACCAGCUGGACGGCUGCUGCAAGCGCCGCUACCUGCAGAAGAUCGAGGAGUUCGCCGAGAUGGCGGAGCGCGAGGAGGAGGAGGAGGACCUGCCCUACAGCGACAGCCGCGACAGUGACGGCCUGGCCCCAGCCACCACUGGCCGCCUGGGCCGCUGCAUGCGGAGACUGCGUGACAUGGUAGAGAGGCCGCACUCGGGGCUGCCGGGCAAGGUGUUCGCCUGCCUGUCUGUUCUGUUUGUCACCGUCACUGCGGUCAACCUGUCGGUCAGCACCUUGCCCAGCCUCAGAGAGGAGGAGGAGCAGGGCCAGUGUUCCCAGAUGUGCCACAACGUGUUCAUCGUGGAAUCCGUGUGCGUGGGCUGGUUCUCACUCGAGUUCGUCCUGCGCUUCAUCCAGGCGCCCAGCAAGUUCGCCUUCCUGCGCAGCCCACUCACACUCAUUGACCUGGUGGCCAUUCUGCCCUACUACGUCACACUGUUGGUGGACGGCGCGGCCGCCGCAGGCCGCCGCAAGUCCAGCGCGGGCAACAGCUACCUGGACAAGGUGGGGCUGGUGCUGCGCGUGCUGCGGGCGCUGCGCAUCCUUUACGUGAUGCGCCUGGCGCGCCACUCUCUGGGGCUGCAGACGCUGGGGCUCACAGCGCGCCGCUGCACACGCGAGUUCGGCCUCUUGCUGCUCUUCCUGUGCGUGGCCAUCGCGCUCUUCGCCCCGCUCCUCUACGUCAUCGAGAACGAGAUGGCCGACAGCCCCGAGUUCACCAGCAUCCCCGCCUGCUACUGGUGGGCCGUCAUCACCAUGACCACCGUGGGCUAUGGCGACAUGGUGCCGCGCAGCACGCCGGGCCAGGUGGUGGCGCUCAGUAGCAUCCUCAGUGGGAUCCUCCUCAUGGCUUUCCCAGUCACGUCCAUCUUCCACACCUUCUCGCGCUCCUAUCUGGAGCUCAAGCAGGAGCAGGAGCGGGUGCUGUUCCGCAGGGCGCAGUUCCUGCUCAAGACCAAAUCGCAAGACAGCGACAUCCUCUUCGAAAGUGCCUCCUCCGAUGGCAGAGACCCGCGCUGAGCCCCAGCCACC